Messenger RNA from Myotis myotis, 5161 nucleotides. RefSeq names its product dual specificity phosphatase 8 (gene DUSP8). Gene Ontology annotation, biological process: protein dephosphorylation; negative regulation of MAPK cascade. Gene Ontology annotation, molecular function: protein tyrosine/threonine phosphatase activity; MAP kinase tyrosine/serine/threonine phosphatase activity. Lineage: Eukaryota; Metazoa; Chordata; Mammalia; Chiroptera; Vespertilionidae. Gene Ontology annotation, cellular component: cytoplasm. The transcript is spliced from 7 exons. Bases 862 to 2727 code for a protein of 621 amino acids. The record is from RefSeq and is a predicted model, not a curated record.
GGGGGCCGGCGCCAGCUCAGGCCCGACCGGCGGGGAGAAGACUCGCGGGGAACCCGGUCAGCCGGACCCACCGCGGGUCUGUGUGCGGUGAGGCGGGGGGUCCCCGCGAGAGGCAGAGAGAUGGAGCUGGGAAAGAUGGGGUCCCAGGCGCGCACAGGGACCUCUCGCGGCCCCUUUAAGAGCCAGUGCCCGGGUGCGGGGUGAGGGCAGAGGGCGGAGGGCAGUAGCGGCGAGCCCGGCCCCCCGCCCUCCGCCUCUCAUCUGCACCCAAAGCUGGGCUCCGGCUGAGGUCACCUGCCCCCGAGCCCCGCACGCUGAUUGGCUGCAGGUGACGUCAGGGGCUUUUUUCGCUCGGCAUGACCUCAUCCCCGCCGGCGGCCCCGCCCUCCGCCCCGGGCCUGUCACUUGCGGGCGAGCCGUGGCCGAGCCGGCUCCGCGCCCCCCAUCCGGACGCCAGAGCCCGAGCCCGAGCCGAGCCCGAGCCUCAGCAGCACCGGCCGCGCCCGCCGAGCCGCGGGUGGGAUGCGCGCCGUGAGUGCGCGUGCCCGCCCGCAGUGCGCGCGUCCCGGCCCGAGCCAGCGCUCCCCGCGGCGGCCGUGGCGGCGACGGCGGCGACGGCGACGCGGCCCGAACGCUCCCCGGUCCCCUGCCCCGGCUGCGUGCGCCCCAGCCGGGCCCAUGGGCGGCGCAUCUGACCCUGCGCGCUGAGCGCGACGCGGGUCCCCGGUGCGCCCCGGAGGCGAGCGUGAACGAGGUCUGGUACCAUGCCCAGUCACUCUGAACCCUAGGCCACACCUGGGCCAUCAGAGCAGCCCCUGCUCACUUCAGGGGGCACCCCCUCCCCACUGCCCACUGCCCACCAUGGCCGGGGACCGGCUCCCCAGGAAGGUGAUGGAUGCUAGGAAGCUGGCCAGCCUGCUGCGGGGCGGGCCUGGAGGGCCACUGGUCAUCGACAGCCGCUCCUUCGUGGAGUACAACCGCUGGCACGUGCUCAGCUCCGUCAACAUCUGCUGCUCCAAGCUGGUGAAGCGGCGGCUGCAGCAGGGCAAGGUGACCAUCGCGGAGCUCAUCCAGCCGGCCGUGCGCAGCCAGGCAGAGGCUGAGGAGCCGCAGGACGUGGUUGUCUAUGACCAGAGCACCCUGGAUGCCAGCGUGCUGGCUGCAGACAGCUUCCUCUCCAUCCUGCUCAGCAAGCUGGAUGGCUGCUUCGACAGCGUUGCCAUCCUCACAGGGGGCUUUGCCACCUUCUCCUCCUGCUUCCCCGGCCUCUGUGAGGGCAAGCCUGCUGCCCUGCUGCCUGUGAGCCUCUCCCAGCCCUGCCUGCCCGUGCCCAGUGUGGGCCUGACCCGCAUCCUGCCUCACCUCUACCUGGGCUCUCAGAAGGACGUCCUGAACAAGGAUCUAAUGACCCAAAACGGAAUAAGCUAUGUCCUCAAUGCCAGCAACUCCUGCCCCAAGCCGGACUUCAUCUGCGAGAGCCGCUUCAUGCGCAUCCCCAUCAACGACAACUACUGUGAAAAGCUGCUGCCCUGGCUGGACAAGUCCAUCGAGUUCAUCGAUAAAGCCAAGCUGUCCAGCUGCCAAGUCAUCGUCCACUGUCUCGCUGGCAUCUCCCGCUCUGCCACCAUCGCCAUCGCUUACAUCAUGAAGACCAUGGGCAUGUCCUCAGACGACGCCUACAGGUUUGUGAAGGACCGGCGCCCAUCCAUUUCACCCAACUUCAACUUCCUGGGCCAGCUGCUGGAGUACGAGCGGAGCCUGAAGCUGCUGGCCGCCCUGCAGGGCGACGGGGCACCCCUCCCGGGGAUGCCCGAGCACUCCCCAGGCCCUGCAGCCCCCCUGCCGCCACUGCCACCACCUACCUCAGAGAGUGCUGCCACGGGGAGUGCAGCAGCCAGCUCAGCCAGGGAGGGCAAGCGGGGCACAGGCAGGGAGCCCCCCUCGCCUGCUGCAGCCCCUGCUACCAGCGUGCUGCAACAGGGCCUGCACGGCCUGCACCUCUCCUCCGACCGUCUCCAGGACACCAACCGCCUCAAGCGCUCCUUCUCGCUAGACAUCAAGUCGGCCUACAUCCCCAGCCAGCAACCGGAUGGCCCCGGGGCCCCUGACCCUGGCGAGGCCUCCAAGCUCUGCAAGCUGGACAGCCCAUCCGGGGUACUAGGCCUGCCCUCGCCCAGCCCCGACAGCCCAGAUGCAGCAACCGAGUUUCGCCCACGACCCCGCCGGCGGCUCCGACCUCCAGCGGGCUCCCCAGCACGCUCUCCCGCACAUGGCCUCGGCCUGAAUUUUGGGGACACUGCCCGGCAGACUCCACGGCAUGGCCUCUCAGCCCUGUCGGUGCCCGGGCUGCCUGGCCCAGGCCAGCCGGCCAGCCCUGGGGGCUGGGCACCGCCCCUGGACUCGCCAGGCACACCAUCGCCAGACGGGCUCUGGUGCUUCAGCCCUGAGGGUGCACAGGGGGUGCAGCUUUCACCCCUCAGCCUGGCUGGCCCCCAGGGCACAGGCGGUGGUGAUUUGCGCCGGCGGGAGGCGGCAAGGGCCCAGUCCCAGGACGCGCGGACCAGCUGGCCGGAGGAGCCAGCCCCAGAGAUGCAAUUUAAGCGUCGAAGCUGCCAGAUGGAGUUCGAGGAGGGCAUGGUGGAGGGGCGCGCCCGCAGCGAGGAGCUGGCCGCCCUGGGCAAGCAGGCCAGCUUCUCGGGCAGCGUGGAGGUCAUCGAGGUGUCCUGACGGUGGCCAGCGUCGGCCCCUCCAUGGGGACCCGGUGCCCCUGAGCCCUGCGCUGCCCUCGGCUGGGCCGCCAGCAGCCGGGCCCACUAUAAAUAUAUAUUAUAUAUAAUUCAAAGAAAGGUAAAUGGUUUUACUGCGAUUUUUAUCGAGAAGUAAAUAUUUCGAUUUUUUUAUUUAUUGAAGCUGUUCGUUCUGGCAAUGACUUGGCAACAGUGAGGGUGGUCCUCCAAGCUCUAUUUUUAGUCUGGUAUUUAAACUGAGACACGUUUCUAAGCAAUAUGAGGCCACCCUUCAGUCUCAAGCUGGGUUGCCAGGCCCGGGGUCCCCUCCCCGCCAGCCCCACUCUAAGGAAACACUGCUGAUCAUUGCAAAGAGGCUGCCGAGCUUUCGUGCACUUUUUACUUAAGAAAAAAGGGGGGGGAAAGGGAAAAAAAAAAAAAAAACCUUGCCACAAACUGAGCCGCAGAAACUCCCGCCUGCCCUUCCGCCCACUCCUCUCCGCACCCGCCCCCUCCCCCCCUUUCUCGGGCUGUGCACCAAAGCCAUAGGAGCUGUGGUCCAGGAGUCCCUGCCACCCCUGCCAGCUCCAGGCACCGCGUGUUGGUGCCAAGGAGGGCACCUCCACCACCUGUUUCCCCAGCCUGUGCCUGGCAGGUGCUGACCAGCACUGGGCCUGCCAAGGCCAGGUGUGCCAGGGGCUGGGGUAUAGAACAGGGAGGAUUGGUGAAGGGGGCUCUUGAGUGUCAGAGGCAGGGGGUCUCGGAGCAGGAAUAGAGGUGGAGUGCCCCCCACUCCCGCCUGAGCCAGGCCCACUUUCAGGGGCUCAGCAAGGCUAUUCAGAGGCUGCCUCCCUCCCCUCUGCUCUGAGAGUGUCCCCGAACGCCCUCUGGGGUGUCUGGCAGGAGGAGCUGAGCUCGCCUGCCUGCCAUGCUGGCUGCACUGGUCAGAGGGCAGAUGAGUUUAGGGUCUUAUUCUGAGCUCUCCCUCUACCAGCCCUCACCAGGCCAGACUUGGAAGUCAGGUGCACUGCAGGUGAGGGGCUGCGAGGAGUGGCCGUGAGCACCUGUCCAACCCCAUGCUUGGACAGGUGGGGGGGCCUUAGGUGAUGCAGGACGUGUCCCCCAGGUCUACCCUGCCCUCACUGGGGCCUCAGAGGAGAGAAACCCCCUGCACACCCCUUUCCCGGAGAGCUCUCCCCUCCGAAGUCUCCCAGUAUCUUCAAGUGGUAUGCCAGUCCCCACCCCAGGUGGCUUUGGGCCCAGGUGGGCCGGCCUGGGAGUGAGGGCAGGAGAAAAGGCCCAGCCACCCUGGCCCACACCCACUGGGGUUCUUGGGACCCAAGGUUUUUGGAAUAGAUGUCCCCAACCUCAGAAGUCCUAGGGUCUAGGACAGGGGUGGGCAAACUUUUUGACUCGAGGGCCACAAUGGGUUCUUAAACUGGACCGGAGGGCCAGAACAAAAGCAUGGAUGGAGUGUUUGUGUGAACUAAUAUAAAUUCAAAGUAAACAUCAUUACAUAAAAGGGUACGGUCUUUUUUUUUUUUUUAGUUUUAUUCAUUUCAAACGGGCCGGGGCCGGCCCGCGGGCCGUAGUUUGCCCAUGGCUGGUCUAGGAUGUGGAGCUGGCCCCUAGGGAAGCUGGCAGGAGGGGUGGCCCCGGCAGGACUGAGUCCCACCCCCAGCUGCCCCUCUGGCUGUUUCUAUUUGUUCUUUGGACCCACAGCCCCAUGUCCCUGUCAUGCCUCCUUUAAGCGGAAGUCCUGUUCCUGAUCUCUGUCCCCACCCUGUUCCCUAAGAAAUAAGCUAUCAUUGUUGUAUUUGCAAUCUAUGGAUUAGAGGUUUAAGUAUUUAUUAAUAUUGGUUAAUUAUUAUUAUUAUUAUUGAUUAUGUAAAUUGCCUCCUGUUUGUCUAUUGUGUUGGGUUUCUGAGGUGACACUAGGUGGAGUGCUGUCCCGGAGACAGUGGUCCGGGCCACUAGUGGCCCAGCACUCUGGAUGCAGGUCCCACGGGGGGUGGGCAGAGGUGCUCUUGCUCUUGAGGCACUGGUCACCCCAAAAGGAGCAGCUGCAACGAGAAGGUUCCCUUUGUGUGCUGGGGGCCCCUCCCUGGUCAUUUCCACCCCCUGUCCCAGGCAGGGAGGGCUGGGCCUCAGUCCUCUCCAAGUCCUCUUCAGCUCUCUACUCCCCUGCCUGCCCCCCACCCCCGUGCCCUGGCCUUGGGGUGGCCCCAGAAUGGAUCGGCCCCCUCCUAUUAUUUGCUGGAAAGUCCAGCGGAGGAGAGGAGGCAGGUUCCCCCACUACACGGCUCCAGUCUCUCUGGACUGGCUGCCCGGAACCCUCCCCCAGCGCGGCCACACUUUCUGCUCCCAUCCUGUCCCUUUCUUUUGUAUUUGGGAAAAUUGUGUUGUAAUAAAUCCUGAGAUGGAUGUUUUCUCCA